Messenger RNA from Metarhizium acridum CQMa 102, 1872 nucleotides. NCBI's taxonomy places the organism in Eukaryota, Fungi, Ascomycota, Sordariomycetes, Hypocreales, Clavicipitaceae. The record is from RefSeq and is a predicted model, not a curated record.
AUGUUGGUAGAACCGCGACAUAUCCAGAACCACUCGGAGGGCGGUGACACCCAGGCCCAUUGGGGGUAUCCAGAUCGCGUGGUCCCUUGCAAGAAUGAUGCGGGGUCGUGCGCCUAUCUCGACGUUGUGUAUCUUGCCCAUGAUCUGGGCAUGUUGUACAUGGGGAUCCUUUGGGCAACGAUAUUUGGCGUCAUCUUCGUCUGGGUGUUGCUGAGGAGAGCCGGCCGGCCGGCCGUUCAAGGGGCACUGCAAAACUCAAAAUCGGACCAGGGCGCCUUUGGCAAACUACGGAAAACGACGGCUGUUGUCUCGAGGCGAUUCUUGUUACGCGAUGCAAAUCACUUUCUGUUUGGUCGUACAACGCGCUUCCAGGUGGCUGUGUUGGCUCUCUUGUCCGGAUAUCUCUUCGUAUGGAGCUUCCUGGGCAUCACAUACAAGACUUGGGUCACGCCCGUGAAGAACAUGCCCGGGGUGUACAACACGCGAACGAGUCUAGGCCCUUGGUCCGAUCGCGUGGGAGUAAUCGCCUACGCACUCACGCCGCUGUCCAUCCUGCUCAGCAGCAGAGAAUCACUACUCUCCGUCCUUACGGGCGUGCCGUACCAGAGUUUCAACUUUCUACACAGAUGGCUAGGCUACAUCAUUGUCAUCCAGUCUCUUCUUCACACCAUUGGAUGGCUCAUCAUCCAGUUGAAUCUGUACCAGCCCCAGCCUAAAGUUAGUCUGGAGUGGAUCGUGCAGCCGUACAUCAUCUGGGGCAUUGUGGCCAUGAUUCUGCUUCUCAUCAUGUUCAUCCUCUGUACGCCGUGGGGGAUCCGAGCCACGGGAUAUGAAUUCUUCCGCAAGGCGCACUACGUUCUGGCCAUGGUAUACAUUGGAGCGUGCUGGGCACACUGGAACAAGCUGGAGUGCUUCCUGGUCCCGGCCUUUAUUCUAUGGGGUGUUGACAGAGGCGCCAGGUUUGUGAGGACCGGCCUGCUGCACUACCACCCUACUUCAUCGGCGUACGCGGGAUUUAAGCCAGCCCAAGCGCUGAUUACGCGAUUUCCCGACGCGGAACACGGUGACAUUGUCAGGUUGGACUUGGAGAACGAGCAGGAUGCGUGGAAGAUCGGCCAGCACUACUAUUUGUGCUUUACCGAGUCAAGCAUCUGGCAGUCUCACCCGUUUACGCCUCUGAAUGCACCCGUCGUGGAGAAGGGCCUGGAGCUCGCCGCCAGCCAGCACGAGACUGUUGCCACUCCCGUUCUUCUCACAGGCGGUUACGGAGAAGACCUCCUCGAGAAGAUCGACCGAGAUACAAACAUCAUCUGCAUCGCUGGCGGCACAGGCAUCGCCUACGUCCUCCCCGUCCUCCUGCACCUAGCUCGUACCAGAUCGCCAUCGGAUCGCAAAACCGAGCUCAUCUGGGCGAUGCGACACUCCCGCAACGUAGAUUGGGUCAAGGACGAAAUGGCUGUUUUGCGCAAGGCCCAGAAGGAGAUGAACCUGACAAUCUCUCUCUUUGCCACAAGAGACGCUGCUGGCAGCGGCAAAGAGAACCACCAACCGGAAGAUGCGGACAUUGUCUCAUCCUCAUCAGACGACGUUUGCCCGUGCGACGAGAAAACAGCUUGUUCGCCGGGGAUUACUGUCGACAAAAUCGGCGACGGGGCGGACGAUGAGAGUCGGCACCCGGAUUUGAGCAAGAUGGUCGGUACGUUUGUGGAGGGCACCGUCGCAGGUAGGACAGUCGUCUUUGCAAGCGGACCCGGAGGCAUCAUUACAGACCUGAGAAGCAUAGUUGCCAGCUUGAAUGUUCCCGGGAAGGUAUGGAGGAGGGAGGACAGGUUUGAUGUCGAGUUGGUUUGCGAUGACAGAUUAGAAUGGUAG